Penicillium verhagenii is the source of this 882-nucleotide messenger RNA. RefSeq names its product putative short chain oxidoreductase/dehydrogenase. The record is from RefSeq and is a predicted model, not a curated record. The transcript has 2 exons. Lineage: Eukaryota; Fungi; Ascomycota; Eurotiomycetes; Eurotiales; Aspergillaceae. Gene Ontology annotation, molecular function: oxidoreductase activity. Bases 1 to 882 code for a protein of 293 amino acids.
AUGGCAGCAAAGACCUGGCUUGUGACUGGCGCAUCCUCUGGCCUUGGAGCUACUAUCGCCGAAGUCGCUCUCAAAGCUGGCCACAAGGUCAUCGCCACAGCUCGCAAUCCAACAAAAGCAGCGGUAGAGAACCCUCAAAUCGAACAGCUCGGCGGUACUUGGAUUCGACUCGAUGUGACAGAAAGAGAGACAACAAAGAAAGUAAAAGACGCGAUAGACCAAGCCGGCGGGCAGAUCGAUAUAGUUGUCAACAACGCCGGAUAUUCACUCCUGGGAAGCAUUGAAGAUAUGAGUGAAGAGGAGAUCUCCACGCAGUUCAGCACGAAUGUUUAUGGCCCUGUCCGUGUACUCAAGGGUGCUCUGCCGUUUAUGCGAGCGGCCAGAUCAGGUACAAUUGUCAACAUCAGCAGUAGUGCAGGGCUAGAUGGGUUGCCUACGUGCGCGAUGUAUGCUGGGACCAAGUUUGCUAUGGAAGGCAUGUCCGAAAGCCUUUCAAAAGAGUUAGAGCCAUUCGGUAUCCGUGUACUCAUCGUCGAACCAGGUGCACUUCGCACCCAAUUUUGGUCUUCUUUUGUCGAACCAGCUGCUGGAAUGAACCAGGACUAUGCUGGAACGCCAUUGGAGAACGUGUUGGAUUUGUUCCGAUCUGGCCAUGGAAAUCAACCGGGCGAUCCUUUUAAAGUGGCCCAGAGAAUUGUGGAAGCCGUGACAGGCACCGGUGUGAGUGCUGGAAAAGGAGACUUUCUUCGAUUGCCGCUUGGGCCAGACUGCUAUAAGCGCUUUCAGACCAAAAUUCAAAGUAUGCAGGAGAAUUUGUUGCAGCUUAAGGAUAUCGCGCACUCGACAAGCUAUGAACAGAUGGAUACUCCAAACUUGAGUUAG